UACGAAUGGAGCAGGAUGUCGAAAAGUUCAUUAGAGAUCCUACUAGAGAUCAGAUGGAAUUCCAACAGCUGCCUACUUCUUACUUGAGGUUGGCUGCACAUCGUGUGGCCCAGCACUAUUCGCUGCAGUCUAUGGUUUUAUUGGAUAAUUCGCCUGAUGGCUCUGGUUCCCGAAUUAUUAUACGCAAAACGGAUAAUAUUCGCCUUCCUUCUAUCCGUCUUGCUGAAAUUCCUGUUAAGCUACCAACGGAUGAUGGUGUUGUUAAGGUUGCAAUCAAGCAAAGGCCACAGAAAGGGUCACAAACUUUAAGUUCUAAUUCACACUCUUCAAAAUCCAGUGGUUCUAAAAGCGUUGAGGAAAGAAAGGAGGAGUAUAAUAGGGCUCGAGCACGGAUAUUUAGUUCCAAUAGUUCUAGUGGGAAUUCCAGUUGGAAACCUGAAAACGAGCCAAGGAUGAAAGACAGUUUCCAGCAAGGUUCGUCCAGGAUAUCAAACAUUGAAGAGAGAUAUUUUCCCGGAGGUGGGCCUGAUCCUAUUCGUAGAAGUUUGUCUGAUUGUUCUACAGUUAGCAGUAGAUCACCUGUCAGUAGGACAGAGGAGUCCAUUGGUAGGUUCAAAACUAAUAAUAGGGUGGCUAUUUUUCGGGACCGUGAAGUUGAUCGUGCAGAUCCUGAUUAUGACAGGAGCUAUGACAGAUAUACGCAAAGAUUUGAUCCUGGUUUUGGAUAUAAUGGCGGCCCAUAUGCCAUUCAGCCUAUGUAUGCACCUGCUUUGAACUAUAACACUGAAUUUCCACAGCUUGGAUCAAGUCAUAGACCUCCAAUUUCUGCUGAACACCAACCUCAUCCCAUUCCCCAACAUCUACCUGGGCCAUGGGUUGCAUCAUCAACUCCUGCUGGUAUUGGGUAUGGUCCACCAGAGACAAUGAUGACUCAAUUUAGUCCUAGUCAUGUCGGUGCACGCACCAACUCUGCUCUCUACUUGCACUCUGCCCAGUAUCCUUCUCACCACUCUGGAAUGCCGCUUAUCCGUCCCCAUGAAGCAAUUCACCAACCUUUUCCACAGGUAUGAUGAAUGUCAACAUUCUUAUCUAUUUUUAUGGUCCUAUUGAUUGGUGACUGGCCAAUUGGUUUACCUUUUACCAUAUUUACCCCUCUGCACUCCAACCCAACUGCUUGAAGCAUAGAUCCUUGAUGCAAUGCUUUUGAUGUCUAGUUUGGAAUACUUGCAACGGUUUGUCAAUUGGACUUCAAGUAUGUUAUAGGUUUUUUUAAAUUUUUUACUUUCUGACUCUGAGUCAGACGACAUUGGCAUGUCAAGGACAUAAAACCCUGUUUUGUAAGUUUUGGAAUACUUAAUUACUGCAAAUUUAAUCUUAAA
Messenger RNA from Olea europaea var. sylvestris, 1379 nucleotides. RefSeq names its product R3H domain-containing protein 2-like. The record is from RefSeq and is a predicted model, not a curated record. The transcript has 2 exons. Lineage: Eukaryota; Viridiplantae; Streptophyta; Magnoliopsida; Lamiales; Oleaceae. Gene Ontology annotation, molecular function: nucleic acid binding. The coding region runs from base 6 to 1070 and encodes 354 amino acids.